This is a messenger RNA of Calidris pugnax (ruff), 2218 nucleotides long. It is a transcript of the gene ADIPOQ, whose product is annotated as adiponectin, C1Q and collagen domain containing. The record is from RefSeq and is a predicted model, not a curated record. The transcript has 3 exons. Bases 166 to 903 code for a protein of 245 amino acids. Lineage: Eukaryota; Metazoa; Chordata; Aves; Charadriiformes; Scolopacidae. Gene Ontology annotation, molecular function: protein binding.
UGGGAAAACCCAACUUUUAGGUCAGCAUGCGCAAUAGGCAAUGGAAAAUGCAGCGUCGGAGCUGACAGCUCCUGGUGCCCUUAGGGAUAGGGAUGUGGUAGCCAGACUUCAUUUCUAAAGGGACUGCAGCAAGCCAACUAGGACUCAAAGCAGCUGGAACCGACGAUGAGGGGCUCAGCAGGCUUCCUCCUUUGCUCACUGCUGCUGAUGGCCCCCCACCACACAGAGGUGGCCGCCCAGGAUACUCAGCCUGACCCAAAAACACCAUGUGCCAAUUGGAUGGGAGGAGCACCUGGCUACCCCGGCCAUAACGGACUCCCUGGCAGGGAUGGAAAAGAUGGAAAAGAUGGACUAAAAGGAGAGAAAGGAGAACAAGGUACGCAAGGACCCAAAGGUGACCAAGGCGAAACAGGAGCUCCAGGGCGGGAAGGGCCAAGAGGAUUUCCUGGAUACCCAGGGCAGAAGGGGGAGAAGGGUGAAGGUGCCUUUGUCUACCGCUCUGCCUUCAGCGUGGGGCUGAAGGAGAGAGCCCCCCAUCCCAACGUCCCCAUCCGCUUCAGCAAGAUCUUCUACAAUGAGCAGAACCACUACGACCCCAGCACCGGCAAGUUCCUCUGCAGCAUCCCUGGCACAUACUACUUCGCCUACCAUCUGACAGUCUAUCUGACAGAUGUCAAGGUCAGCCUCUACAAGAAAGACAAGGCAGUGAUCUUCACCUACGAUCAGUUCCAGACAAACAACGUUGACCAAGCGAGCGGCUCCGUCUUGCUGCACCUCAGCUCUGGGGACGAGGUCUGGCUUCAGGUGUACGGGGAGGGGGACAACAACGGUGUCUACGCCGACAACAUCAACGAUUCCACUUUCAUGGGCUUCCUCCUGUACCCAGACCCAGAUGUCCAUUAAAGCAGGGGAUGCUACAUGGGAGAGGAUAAGGUGGCUUAACCCUGGAUGGUGUCCUGGGGCACUGGCGCUAUAGCUAUACUGUAUUUACCAGAAAAUUGCCUUUUGCGGGGGCAACGAUUGCCAAGGGUGGACCCUAUCGCCUGUGAAAUCAGUGAGGUUAGACACGAGUGACUUUUGUGGGACCAAGAGUUCACUCCUACCUCUGCUCUUGCUCUCCCUGUGGAAACCUGGGCCCAAAGUCAAAUACCACUCCUGCCACAUCAUGAGAGAGUAACUCUCAAGAUGGGCUAACCUCUUUUUAAAUUUAAAACUGAUAAGAGAAAAAAUUGGUUAUAUUUAAAUAUUAUAUUGUAAAUUUGCCUUGCUGAACCACCUAAAUUCAUUUAAAACAGGGGUACGGGUUUUAAAAUUUGAAUGGAAGAGGGAGAAGACUAUUCCCAAAAGCCAUCUCUGCUCUUGUUUUCAGCUGGAACAGAUGACUCCGUUUUUUCCACUGUAAUUCCCUCUGUUAUUAGGACCUUUGACUUCCACCCAUGGUUUGUUGUCUCCCUUCUUUAGUCCAGAUCUUUGAAUAUAUUCAGAUUAUUAACUUUCAUUGAGUUUAAUCCUUUGAUUUUCCCUUUAUGUUUAUCCCUUAUCAUUAUCUCUAUUGUAGACAACACGCUCAGUUAGGGCAGGGAUCUUGUCUUUUGAUUUAUCUGAAAAGCCUUAUGAACGGAAAUGAGGCUGCACAACAAAAGCAGCCCAUUUAUUGCAGGGCUUUGAGGAACCCGAUGUGGUCACAGACAUGUCAGCCACGGUUUGGAAAUGUAGGCAUCUCCCCUGCAAACACCUGUCUGACCAGGGAACAGAAGGUCCCUCAAGCCCCCUGGGCAGAGGGGGCCUCGUUGUGCAGGUGACACUUCCCAAAUCACUCAUCUGGCACAUCAGCUGGGCAGAGCUUCAGAUGGUGCAAUCACCCAUGUUGAGUGGGCUCCUGGGACAUCCCCAGGACCUGCCCUAGCUCUCAACACAUUUAGCUCAAUGAGGGAAGAGUAUUAAAGCAGAGAUUAGUAGCAAUCCCAUCAAACUGCUCUCCAAGGAGCUUGUUUGACUUCUAGCUAAAAGAGGAUUUGAUGGCUUCUCAGAUACAUUCAAAGAAGACGCUCAUUAAGCUUCAGAAUAAGCUAACACAGAUCAGCACUAAUGCAUUAUUACAAGCAAAAACAUGGCAUUAAGAGCUUCAACUGAAAUUACUUCCAACAGCAGCAUUUUCUACACUCUAGUGAAUUACUUUACAAAUAAUAACAACAAUAAAGAACUCAUUCAAUAAGAA